Messenger RNA from Diabrotica virgifera virgifera (western corn rootworm), 719 nucleotides. RefSeq lists its product as uncharacterized. The transcript is spliced from 2 exons. Lineage: Eukaryota; Metazoa; Arthropoda; Insecta; Coleoptera; Chrysomelidae. The coding region runs from base 38 to 373 and encodes 111 amino acids. The record is from RefSeq and is a predicted model, not a curated record.
AAGACGAGUAUACCUAAUUUGGUAUUCAACUUUUUUCAUGCGUAUUUGGAAAGCCUGGCUAAAAAAAAAUGGUGAAAAUAUCCAAAAGAAUUUUAUCACCACAAAUGCCUAUACAUGCAUAGAAAUAAACGCUCAUGGAAUUAUUUUAGUCAUUGAAAAACUUCGGCAAAAUGGAAUUUCAGAAGCUUUUCUUCCAUGGCUGUAUAGCAGUCAGCCAUGUGAAAAAGUAUUUAGAGAAACUCGGUCCAUGAGUAGCACAUUUUCAACUAUGAUAAAUUAUACACUGCUGGAUGUUUUAAGAAGAUUAAAACGUAUACAAGCUAUGCAUGAGAUAAGCACAGACUUAGGUCCCAAUUUUAGAUUCCCCAGGUAAGAAAACAAACGACUUGGAAAUAAUUCAAGUGUCUUUAAAGUAACUGAGUUUCCAUCAACUGAUGAAAUGAUUAACAUAAUUAAAAAGGCCCAAGAAGACGCACUAUCUGACGCUAAAAAAAUUGGGAUGGAAAUGAACAGGGAUUGUUGUAUAGAAAUUAAUUUACCGACUUGUGACAAUCCGGAAGAGCAAGAAGAGGUGCAGGGAAGUAUAAUUAUCACUGAUACCAUUUCAAAGGAACAUGAGCCAGACCUCGAGCCAGACUUUUCUAAUGAAGACCGGGAGUUUCUUGAAUAUACCUCUACAUUUAAUAAUUAUGACUCUUUACAUUUGAGAGACUAUACGG